This is a messenger RNA of Macadamia integrifolia, 3081 nucleotides long. Its product is annotated as disease resistance protein RPS5-like. Gene Ontology annotation, biological process: signal transduction. Bases 1 to 3081 code for a protein of 1026 amino acids. Gene Ontology annotation, molecular function: ADP binding. The transcript is spliced from 2 exons. NCBI's taxonomy places the organism in Eukaryota, Viridiplantae, Streptophyta, Magnoliopsida, Proteales, Proteaceae. The record is from RefSeq and is a predicted model, not a curated record.
AUGGCCGCCGCUUCUUCAUCCUCAUCGUCCACCUUUCAAUGGAAUGUAUUCUUGAGCUUUAGAGGAAAAGACACACGGAAUAACUUUACAUCUCAUCUCUAUGCUGCUCUAGAUAAGGAAGGGAUCAAGACAUUCAAGGAUGAUGAGAAACUGAAAAAAGGAGAGCUCAUCUCUGAUGCGCUCAAAAAGGCAAUCAAGAAAUCAAGGUUUUCCAUUAUCAUAUUUUCAAGGAACUAUGCUAAUUCCAGAUGGUGCCUAGAAGAACUCGCUUGGAUUAUGGAACGCUGGGAAAAGCAUGGACAAAAGGUUUUUCCAGUUUUUCUUUCGGGUGUCAAUCCAUUGGACGUAGAGAACCAGAAGGGUGGCUUUGGAGAGCCUUUUGAUGAGCAUGAAAAACACUUCAGCCGAGAGAUGGUGGAACGGUGGAGGUCAGCCUUGAGAGUAGCUGCUCAACUCUCGGGAUGGAGCUUCAAAGAUUUUGGGAACGAAGACAAGUUGAUUAAAAUGAUAGUGAAAGACAUCUCUGGAGCGUUGAGUGGGGCUCCUUCUCCAAAGCCUGUGAUAGAGAUCCCAACCGAGCCAAUAAUAGAGAACCAGCCAUCAACCCAACGCAAGCUGCAGCAGAUGCUUGAUUGCAUACAUGAUCCUGAUCCACGUUUUGGCAUCAUUGGAGUAUAUGGAAUGGGGGGAGUGGGUAAAACUACCCUGGCUAGAGAAGUAAACAAUCACUUUGAAAAAGAUAUGGCCAGAGGAUUGAAGAUACCAUUUGAGAUUGUGAUAAUGGUCACAGUAUCUGCCACUCCCAAUGUACAAAGCAUUCAAAACGAAAUCGGUGACCGCCACGGAUUAAACGAUAAUAGGGUUAAUGCAUUGUUGAAAGAAUUAAAGAAGAAGAAAUUUCUCUUAAUUUUUGAUGAUGUGUGGUGCAAGUUAAAGCUGGAGGAUAUAGGAAUCCCUCACCCCCGAACCCACAAAGGGAGCAAGAUUCUUGUGACAAGCUGGAGUAAAGAUACCUGCACUGAUAUGGGUGCUAGAAAAACCAUAAAAAUGCAUCCCUUAUCAGAAGCUGAAUCAUGGAACCUCUUUUUUGAUGUAGCUGGUGAACAUGUUGCUGCCGAUGGUAUAAAGUGUUUUGCCGAAAAAAUUGUUGGAAGAUGUAAGGGUCUCUCUCUCGCAAUUGUCACUGUCGCCCGUGCAAUGGCAAACCAAGUUGGGGUCGGGGAGUGGGCAAAUGCAGUAAGGGAAAUUGAGCAAUCAGCCACAGAGAUCCGAGGUAUGAAGGAAGAAGUAUUUGUUCCUUUAAAAUUCAGUUUUGAUAGAUUGGAAAACGAUAUGCUGAGGAGUCUAUUUCUUUAUUUUGCUUCUUUUCCUGAAGACUAUGACAUAGGUGAAGAUGAGAUGUUAAAUUUUUUGGUUGAAGAGGGAUUAGUAGAUAAAUUAGGUAGUUUGACAGCUGCCAGGAAUAAAGGUGAGGCUCUGAUAAGAGGCUUGAAAAUUGCUUGCAUGUUGGAACGUGGAAGGCAUGAAAAUUGUGUGAAGAUGCAUGAUGUGAUACGAGAGCUUGCACUUUGGAUUACAUCUGCGAAUUCCCAGUUUGAUAGUAGCCCUCCCAAGUUCUUAACAAGAAGUGGUGAAUCAGUUAAAGAGGCACCACGGGCUCUUGAGUGGCUGAAUACAAGAAGGAUUUCGUUCAUGUAUACUCAGAUAGAGAAGUUUCCGGAGUUGGGAGAGAGGUGUCCAAAUCUAAUCAAUUUGCUAUUGAGGCAGACUGAGAUCUGCAUUGUUAUUCCCCCAACAAAUUUCUUGCAAAACAUGGAUCGUCUUACCAUACUUGAUCUUUCCCACAGUAUAUUGGAAUCUCUACCAAAUUCCUUGUCAUGUUUGGUGAAUCUUCGGGUGCUUAGGUUACAGGAUUGUCACAGCUUGACAUCAUUGCCUGCACUGGGAAUGCUCCGACAGCUCCAAGUUUUAGAUUUGAAUUGGUGUAUUGGAUUAGACCAACAAAUCCUUGGAUCAUCUGAUCAAUGCAUGGGAGGUUUAAGUAAUUUAAGAUACUUGGAUGUGGUACAUUCCACAGUUUCUAUUCCAGUGGGGCUAAUAUCUCGGUUGCAUAGAUUGGAGGAAUUGAAAAUGCUGGGAGCAAGAAAAAUAAAAUGGAGGAUGAACAGUGAUGAUGAUGAUCAAGAUGGAAAAAGGGAUGGGUAUACCAUUAUUUUUCUUGAUGUGGAAGAGUUGUCCUACAUAACCAAUUUAACAUCUCUUUCCAUUGGGUUCGAAGAUAUCAUUAUUUCUGAUUGGUUCAAACCUUUGGCCAAAAAGAUUAAGGAAUUGGAGCUGAAACGUUGCAUAUUUGUAAAACAAGCAGCUCUAAAAGCUCUCAAUCAUGAAUCCCAAAAUCUACGGGACUUGAGAAUCAAGGAUUGCCAGGGUAUGACAUGCAUGCGUAUUGGUGAUGUAAUAACUGUAUUAGAAAACUGUAAAGAUUUGGAGGAGGUAGUGUUUGAUAAUGGAUCAAACCGUAGCAAAGAUUUGGAGGUAGAUUUUAAUGGGUAUGAGUCCUACCACCGGAUCAGGAGUUUAAAACUAAGAAGAUUGCCGAGAUUGAAAAGGAUAUGCUUUAGUCAACUAACUCAUAUAUUAAUAGAUCGAUGCAAUAGUUUGAAGAUUGUCUUCACCAAGGGAAUGCUACGCUUGUUAAACAACUUGGAUAGACUUGCAGUUAGCAAUUGUGAGAGAAUAGAAGAAAUAAUUGAAGAGGCUGGCGAGGAGGAGGAGUACUUGGAAGGGAGGAAUUCUUCCCCUUCUAAUUCUAAUAGAGUCAUCACCAUCUCACCCUUCCCAAGACUGUUGACUUUAUAUCUAGGAGACCUUCCAGCUCUACAUCACGUGUGCAACAACCACAUCUUGAAUUGCCCCCUUAUAGGAUCCGUGACGGUGCUAAACUGUCCCAGGUUAAAUAAGGAUCUUAUCAACAUUCGAAACCUGAACGGUUUACUUGUCUUGGACGAGGAGAACAGCAUUGGGGAACGUUGGUGGAUUAAAGGCGAUAAAGUAGUCACGGGAGAGGAAAUCCAAGCGUAG